GCAGGAUACUCACCUCUUUGCGACCAACGACUUUUCACUCUUCAUCUCUUAUACCCUUCAUCAGUCACAAUGGCUCCCGCUGUCGCCCGUGGUCGCAAGGCCCAGAAGGUCACGCAGAAGUUCAUCAUCAACGCUUCUCAGCCCGCCAACGACAAGAUCUUCGAUGUCUCGGCCUUUGAGAAGUUCCUGCACGACCGCAUCAAGGUUGAGGGCCGCGUUGGAAACCUCGGCGACAAGGUCGUUAUCUCCCAGGUUGGCGAUGGCAAGGUCGAGGUUGUCGCUCACAUCCCCUUCUCCGGUCGCUACCUUAAGUACCUGACCAAGAAGUACCUCAAGAAGCAGCAGCUCCGUGACUGGCUUCGCGUUGUCUCCACCUCCAAGGGUGUCUACGAGCUCCGCUUCUACAACGUCGCUUCCGAGGAGGCUGAUGAGGAUGAGGAGUAAAUUUCUCGCUCUAGGGAAAUUAAAUAAGUGGAAUGGAUACUUGCAAUGCAGUGUCGCAUUUCUGCCUUCCACAAAAAAAGACUAAAAGGAGUGAUGGUAUCCGCUGGCUGAUAUUGGUUAAGAGGUGUCGUGUCUCUAUUGACGGUCAGGGACAUUUGAGGAGGAUCUACGAGGCUGGAAAAUGCACUUGUGGUCUUUCUCUUAUACCCAGUGUUCACUCGGCUGGUUGAUGGAAUCUGCGGCCUUCGGCUACUCAUGACGUUAUGAAUGGUAGAAAUGAAUCUGGAGCCAAUCUACACUCA
Aspergillus nidulans FGSC A4 is the source of this 746-nucleotide messenger RNA. RefSeq names its product 60S ribosomal protein eL22. Gene Ontology annotation, molecular function: structural constituent of ribosome. Gene Ontology annotation, biological process: translation. NCBI's taxonomy places the organism in Eukaryota, Fungi, Ascomycota, Eurotiomycetes, Eurotiales, Aspergillaceae. The transcript has 3 exons. Bases 70 to 444 code for a protein of 124 amino acids. The record is from RefSeq and is a predicted model, not a curated record. Gene Ontology annotation, cellular component: preribosome; ribosome; cytoplasm.